Molecule: messenger RNA, 8146 nt
Organism: Varanus komodoensis (Komodo dragon)
Lineage: Eukaryota; Metazoa; Chordata; Lepidosauria; Squamata; Varanidae
Gene: ATP7A
Product: ATPase copper transporting alpha
Exons: 23
Coding region: 204-4727 (1507 amino acids)
Biological process (GO): monoatomic cation transport
Cellular component (GO): membrane
Molecular function (GO): ATP hydrolysis activity; ATP binding; copper ion binding
Source: RefSeq, a predicted model, not a curated record
GCGGUUCGAAUCAGGUGUUCUCCCUCUUUUUCCCAACAGCCCUUCUCCACGGACUUCUUCAGAAUGGCUCGGUCCAGACUUCUCGCGGAGAAAGUGUCCCAUGAAGAGAGAGCCACACGUUUUCCCUCUGCCAGAUUUGUCAGCAUGUGAAUGUGUUCUGAUGUCUCUGUGUUGUUAUAAAGGAACGUGAAGCUAUAAACAGAAUGGAUCCAGCAUCAGGAGUCAGAUCAGUUGUAGUUUGCGUGGAGGGAAUGACAUGCAAUUCAUGUGUGCAGACUAUUGAGCAGCAUAUUGGAAAAUUAAACGGGGUUCUCUGCGUUAGAGCUUCCCUGGAGGGUAACAAUGCAGCCAUAAUUUACAACCCCAAAGAACAAACUCCAGAGUCACUACGGGAAGCGAUAGACGACAUGGGCUUCGGUGCUGCUCUCGCUGAUGCUAAUCCGCAGCUGGUUUUCCCGGACACCAUUUCUCUUGCAUUUCCUGGGCAAUCAGCCUUACCAGAUGAGCAGAUCCGUACUCAUCUGCUCAAGGCCAGGGGCAUCCUGGACGUGAAAAUCUCCUCGGACAGAAAAUCCCUCGUUGUCUCAUUUGUCUCUUCUAUUAUAAAUAGCAAACAGAUCAGCCAAAUAGUACUGGAAUUAAGUUCCGAUAAUGCAAAACAGGAGAAAAACCCAGCGAUGCUUGAAGAACCGACCUUAUCUCAAAUAAGCGAUGUCGUGAGGAUGAAAAUAGAGGGCAUGACGUGCCAUUCCUGCACUAGUACCAUUGAAGGAAAGAUUGGCAAACUGCAAGGCGUCACACGAAUCAAAGUCUCCCUGGACAAUCAAGAAGCCGUGGUCGUGUACCAGCCUCACGUCAUCACAUCAGAGGAAAUAAGAAACCAAAUAGAAGCUGCAGGGUUUACUGCGUGCAUAAAGAAGGCACCUAAGCCCCUGAAGCUUGGUGCUAUUGAUGUAGAGCGACUGAAGAGCGCCCAGGCCGAAUGCUCGGAAGGAGCCCUGCGUGAAAAUCCGGAGCACACACUCUCCCUAAGGACCAUCAGAUUCCGGGUUGACGGCAUGCACUGCAAUUCAUGCGUCUUCAACAUCCAGAACAGCAUAUCAGCACUCCCCUCAGUGUCUGGCGUAGUGGUUUCCUUAGAGGAAAAAUCCGCCACUGUUACGUACCAUCCCAGCCUGAUCAGCGCCAGUGCACUCAGAAGGGCCAUCGAGGCUGUGUCCCCGGAGACCUUCAGGGUCAGCCCUUUUGAUGGACCUGCCGGCGCCGAGCCUUCGAGCCCCACGUCUCCGGCGGCGUCUCCGAAGGCUGCGAGCAGCCCCAUGCACCAUCCCUUGGUGUGCGUGACGGUGAUCCAUAUAGAGGGGAUGACGUGCAGUUCUUGUGUGCAGUCCGUUGAGGGGGCGUUGUCCCAGAAGCCGGGCGUGAGGUCGGUGUGCGUGUCCCUUCAGAACCACACCGGGACCGUAGAGUACGAUCCCGUGCAGACCUCUCCAGACGACCUGAAAAACGCCGUCGAGGACGUGGGCUUUGAGGCGUCCUUAACAGUACCACCAGACACAGAUCCUGUGGUCCUCAUAACUCAGCCCUCGCAGGAAAGACUGGGGAGAGCGCAGGAUGAUAAACGCUCCCAGACGGAAACCCGCUGCAGCAUGUCGCCGGUUCGCAAUAAGCAGGAGAUAAAGGAACCGCUGAAGUGCUACAUCCAAGUCAGCGGCAUGACAUGUGCUUCCUGUGUGGCAAAUAUUGAGAGGAAUCUGAAGAGAGAAGACGGAAUUUACACCGUUCUUGUCACCUUGAUGGCUGGGAAGGCGGAAGUGAGGUACAACCCUUCCAUCAUCCAGCCGCCGGCUAUUGCAGAAUCGAUCCGAGAUCUGGGAUUUGGUGCUACAGUUCUGGAGAAUUAUGAUGAAGGAGAUGGCAUCUUGGAGCUUGUUGUGAGAGGAAUGACGUGUGCCUCGUGCGUCCAUAAAAUAGAAUCCACGCUCAUGAAAACAGCAGGCGUCCUGUACAGCUCCGUGGCACUCGCCACCAACAAGGCACACAUUAAAUACGAUCGGGAGAUCGUUGGUCCACGAGACAUCAUACAGGUCGUGGAGAAUUUAGGGUUUAACGCUUCACUGGUGAAGAAAGAUAGAUCUGCCAGUCACUUAGAUCACAGACAGGAGAUAAGGCAGUGGAAGCGGUCCUUUCUUGUUAGCCUGUUCUUCUGCGUUCCUGUGAUGGGGCUGAUGAUCUAUAUGAUGGUGAUGGAGAGCCACAUGUCAGCCAUGCACAAGGCAGCAAACCUGACGAGCGAAGAGAUGGAGGCAUUUCACUCGUCCAUGUUCCUGGAGCGCCAGAUCUUUCCUGGGUUGUCCGUUAUGAAUUUGCUCUCCUUUGUUUUGUGUGUCCCUGUGCAGUUAGUCGGAGGCUGGUAUUUCUAUAUUCAGGCGUACAAAGCACUGAAACACAAGACAGCCAACAUGGACGUGCUGAUUGUGCUGGCCACCAGCAUUGCGUUUGUCUACUCCUCUGUGGUGCUGCUGGUUGCGAUGGCCGAGAGGGCGAGGGUCAAUCCCGUGACCUUCUUUGACACGCCUCCCAUGCUGUUCGUCUUCAUUGCGCUGGGGCGAUGGCUGGAGCACGUGGCCAAGGGCAAAACAUCAGAAGCCCUGGCGAAGCUGAUUUCGCUGCAAGCGACCGAAGCGACCGUUGUCACUCUGGGCCCGGACAACAUCCUGCUGAGUGAAGAGCAAGUUGAUGUGGAACUGGUGCAGCGGGGGGACAUCGUCAAAGUGGUCCCAGGGGGCAAGUUUCCCGUGGAUGGCCGUGUCAUUGAAGGGCACUCCAUGGUGGACGAAUCGCUCAUCACAGGUGAAUCCAUGCCUGUGACCAAGAAGCCUGGUGCCACCGUCAUGGCCGGCUCCAUCAACCAGAACGGAUCCCUGCUGAUCUCCGCCACCCACGUGGGGUCGGACACCACGCUCUCCCAGAUCGUCAAGCUUGUGGAGGAGGCACAGACCUCAAAGGCUCCAAUUCAGCAGUUUGCUGACAAACUCAGUGGCUACUUCGUGCCUUUCAUUGUUGGUGUUUCUGUGGUGACACUCUUUGCCUGGGUGGUGAUCGGGUUCCUCCAUUUUGAAAUUGUGGAAACCUAUUUUCCGGGAUACAGCAGAAGCAUCUCCAAGGCCGAAGUGGUCAUCCGCUUUGCCUUCCAAGCCUCCAUUACAGUUCUGUGCAUUGCGUGUCCUUGCUCGCUGGGAUUAGCCACCCCGACUGCUGUGAUGGUGGGCACUGGCGUCGGAGCGCAGAACGGCAUCCUGGUCAAAGGCGGGGAACCUCUGGAGAUGGCUCACAAGGUCAAAGUCGUGGUGUUUGACAAGACGGGGACCAUCACUCACGGAACGCCGGUGGUGGUGCUGGCGAAGGCUCUGGUUGACAGCAGCCGGAUGCCACGCAACAAGAUUCUGGCGCUGGCGGGGACGGCGGAGAGCAACAGCGAGCACCCCCUGGGAACUGCGAUCACGAAAUACUGCAAAAAGGAACUGGACACAGACACCCUUGGCAAGUGUACGGAUUUUCAGGUAGUCCCCGGCUGUGGCAUCAGUUGUAAAGUCUCAAAUAUCGAAGGCCUUCUGUACAGCAGGGAAGAGAGCACUGACGACAACAACGUCAAAAAUGCAGCCCUUGUGAGCGUUGAUGAGCGGAACGAGGACCUGAUCCAGCCUGCCCUGAUCAUUGGCGAGCAGUUGCCAACCACGUGGGGUUCUCCGAAGUAUUCUGUUCUCAUUGGAAACCGGGAGUGGAUGUCUAGAAAUGGCCUCCUCAUCAGAAGCGACGUUGACAGUGCCAUGAUCGAGCAGGAGCGGCGAGGUCGCACGGCCGUCCUCGUGGCUGUGGACGGAGAACUUUGUGCCUUGGUGGCUAUCGCUGAUACUGUGAAACCGGAAGCGGAACUGGCUGUCCGCACUUUAAAGGCGAUGGGUUUGGAGGUGGUUCUGAUGACUGGUGACAACAGCAAAACAGCCCGCUCCAUCGCCUCUCAGGUUGGCAUCACUAAAGUGUUUGCUGAAGUGCUUCCCUCGCACAAGGUGGCCAAAGUCAAGCGGCUGCAGGAGGAGGGGAAGCGGGUGGCCAUGGUGGGGGACGGCAUCAACGACUCCCCCGCCCUCGCCAUGGCCAAUGUCGGCAUUGCUAUUGGCACCGGCACCGACGUGGCGAUCGAGGCAGCCGACAUCGUGCUGAUCCGGGACGAUUUGCUGGACGUGGUGGCAAGUAUAGAUUUAUCGCGGAAAACUGUGAAAAGGAUCCGAAUCAACUUUGUCUUCGCGCUCAUUUACAAUCUCAUUGGCGUUCCUGUAGCUGCCGGCGUCUUCCUUCCGAUCGGGUUGGUUCUGCAGCCUUGGAUGGGCUCCGCGGCAAUGGCGGCCUCUUCCGUGUCCGUUGUCUUGUCUUCUCUGCUACUGAAACUUUACAAGAAGCCUACUUGUGAGAAAUACGAACGCCGCACCCACAGCCAGCUGAGGCAGAAAAGCCCUUCAGAAAUCAGCGUCCACAUAGGAAUCGAUGACCCUGGGCCAGGAUCCCCGAAACUGAGCCUGAUGGAUCGGAUUGUGAAUUACAGCCGAGCCUCCAUAAAUUCCCUCUUCUCCGACAGACGGUCCCUCAGUAGCAUCGUUCUCAGCGAGCCUGACAAGCACUCACUUCUGGUGGGGGACACCCGGGAGGAGGACGACUCGGCUGUCUGAAGGGCCGCUCUGGACGGCCUCGCUUCAGGCUGCCCCACGCACUGAUCCCUUCUGGGGGCUGGCGCGGUUGCACUUGGAGCACUCGAGCUUAAUGGCUCCGUUGAAGAGGGCUGGUUUCUCAACGCAGGCUGAAGGUUUCUGCACUGUUUUUGCCAGUAUUAGCAAGCCAAAGUACAUCAGAGAGAGCGAGAGUGCGCACGUGCCCUGGAAGCCAAGCGCUGAGCUGUAGUGAUGGGGGACGCCUCCAGUCCUUUCCUGUGGGGUCCCCAGAAUAGUUGAAGAGUAUCCUUGGAGUCAUGCAAGGGAGCCCCUGGCAUAUUGCUUCUAGGCCAUUUCCUGGCACGUUGAGUGAUGCAGGCCAGCUAGCUGCAAGACGUUUUUCUUUUGUAAAACAGAUGUGCCUUAUGCUUAACAUCCGUGCUUUCUCUCCUCCGUCCUCCUCUGCGUACAGCAAGAGGUCCCUCAGAAAACACAGCUAGACCUAGGUUUUUCCUGCGUCAGAGAAGAGAGGCCUAAUUCCCAUUUGCGUUCUCUUCCUCCUCCAUGUAGACCUACAGAUCAGCGCAUGCUGCGAGGGCUGUCCAGGCAGGGGCCACGUGCUCGGGGGAUCUGUUCCAGGUUCAGCCCUGGUGGUUUUUUGUCCCUUGCAAAGACUCGCCUGCUGUGCCAGGAGCAGUAAUGCUGUCGUAGGUGAAGCCACUCUCUCUGCUGGUGGAAGUUUCCACUGUCUGGCUUGGGAUAGUAUUUCUUUUCACUGAAUCACAGAGCACAGUACUGGUUAGGCUGUGAGCUUUUAAAAUGAAAUCGCUUUCCAAGGGAAGAAAAUUAGUCCUUGGCAUACCUGCAUUUCUUACCAUACAUGCAGAUUAACCAGUGCUAAAUUUUCUUUGCUGCAGAAACAGCCUAGUCAAUCUGUUAGACCUGUUGCUUGAGGAAGGAUCUCUCUCUCCUGCAGUGUCACUGGCAGGCAGAGAGACCUCAAGCCAAAGGGGCCGAACGGCUAGUUUUGUGGUUCCCCCGAGGCCUGGUCUUAGCUGGAGUUCGCCCCCUCUUUUAGUGAACAACUCAAUUUUAUCCUGUCCUUUUGGAAAACGAAAUGCCUUCUAAACAAAACUAUGCAUACCAAGCAAAUCCAUGCCUUGGAUGCUGCAAUGCUUCUCAGAAUACAGCUUGAAAAACAGAGUUGGCUUCACAGUAGCAAUGGGAGAACUUGUUGAUACACAUUUCCUAUCAUGACACACAGUUUUUCCAUGAAUCACAAACAUUUUAUAAUCAGGAUAGAAUGUAAGGGUUGUUUUUUUUUUUUUAAGAAAACGUUCUCCCAUGUUUCGUUUCUAUAAAAAAAGCAGACCAGUUGGGUCUCCAUUUCGCUGCCCUGCCUUUGAACUACCCCAGGAAACAGUUUACACAAUUCAUGCUGAAAAUAUUUGAGACAGACUCAGGGGCUCGUAUGGGUUUGGUUGUUUCAGUUUGCACACUUCACCUGUUCGUUGGAAUUGCAGUGCCACCAGCAGGACCAGCUUCGCUCCGAAAUGUUUUGCGUUGCGAUGGCCUGCAGAGAAUCCCGCCUGCACUUGAACUAGUAAAUGCAGCAAUUCUCCAUGUCGCAGUCGACGGAUUAUGUGCUUACGGUGGAUCAAAUUAUGGUAAAAACAGCCAGUUUUGCACUUUCCUAAAAGAUUUUUGUGAUGUAUUUAUUUUGAAGAGAGGUUCCAGUUUACAGGAUGUGGCCUGUCACGUUACCCGUUGAUGCGAAUGUGACCCAGGCAGGCACAGUCCUGGUCUGGACCUCCUGGGGGCUGUGGGACUUUUUUCUGUCUAAAUACACAGGACUGACACUGCAAUGUGCUUCAUUUCAGUCGGCUAAUGAGAAUAACGUGGUGUGGAAACGGAAACAAACUGCAUCAUUAUGAAUUGAAUUCAUAAAUGUGUAUCUAUUGCAGAAAAUCCUUUCUCCCCCAUGUGCCACCCCUGCCAUCCCUCUGCCAAGUAGAUGUGAUUUGCUGACUCUUGAUACCCUGUGAAUUAUAUUUUAUACUCAGCUUUAAUUUGAAGAACCAAAAUGGCUUUUCUGUCUUGAAUGUACAGCGCUUACGAAGUGUGAACACUCUCCUGUAAACUGGUUUGCUUUGUGUCUUGAGCAGUUCAUUAUCAAGAGUUUUAAGUUAAUAUCGUUUAAUAAGUUAAAAUGGCUUUAAAAUCUCCAGAAAAACUAUGCAUUACAUUGGAUUGUAUUUAUUUUUUCCAUUCCCCCAGUUAGAUUCAUGUAAGACUUCUGUUUUCCAGAUUGUUUAAACUAUCAAAGCCAAAAUGUAUGUGCAGAGGUUUGUACAACUUCGGGUCGAAGCAUUGAAAGGCUGCUUCGGGGGCUGGUGGCUCCCAGCACUGCUAUUUCCAGCCUCUGGGCAUCCUGCUGGGAAUGCGUGAUGGUUGAGCCGGAAGGAAGUCCAUCCAGCCGGGGCCGGGGACCCCGCGGCCUUCCGGAUGGCGCUGGAACUCCGAGUCCGUGCCUGCUGGCUGUUGGCCAGGUUGAGAUGGACGCAGGAGCUCCCCAUUCCGGAUUGAGGCCGGAGUGUCCCCACUCCAGGCCGCUAAGGAAAGCAAGGCGAGGGUGCUUCUGCAGCCCGUCGUGUGGCCUCAUUUUGCAUCUCUAACCCCCAGGCUGAGGUUGCCUGUUUUGCAGACCGGGUGAGGGUCUAGGACCCCUUGCGCAGCUCGCGGGCUGCUUCAGGACUGUGCAAGGGUUGCUCCGUCCUCGCGCAACCCACACUUGCCUUCGCGGGUGUCACGCCUGGUCACAGGUUUAGUAACUUGACGAGCCACAGGGUGUCCCCUGAGCCCUCUCUGUGUCUGCAUCCAUAACUGGACUGUUGGUUCAGGCUUGCAUAAGGUUUUCCUGUUGUCUUUAGGGAAAGAAGAGAAUAGGCAUUUAAAUCAGUUGGAGCCAAGGAUCCUCCAGCUUGGACUUCCGAAGCCCCCUCACAGCUGCCCGACGUGUUGCAGGGCAAAAAUCCGCUACAGCCAAGUCUGGCUUGUUGGCUUGUUGUUGUGCUGCUCACAUGCCCACUUCAGGUUUCCGAGGCCUUCCAAAUGUUUUGUCUGAGCCCACAGAACAGAUUUGCCAGGUCAGGGGAAUCGUUCUUCCCUGCCUCCCGUAAGAAACCAUUUCAUUUUUAAAGAAGCGAGAAACGUUUCAUCACUGUGAGCUUCUGGCUUUUAAGAAUGCGUUUCUCUAGUCUGACAAGCAGAAUGUUCAGCCAUAUGGAUUCUCUCCUAAUUUGUUUUCACGACACUGUGCAAUAUUAGUUUCUAAUACAAAACAUUUUGCAAGUGCUGGAUAUAGUUUUACUCAAGGAUGUGCCUUCAGCUCUAUAAAUGUUAUCGUAUCUUAUUAAAUUAUUGAUUCUUACCAAUCGGCA